AUGGCGCUGUCGCCGCUCCUUCGCUGGGGCAUCUUCGUCUCGGCUAUCGCUGCCGCCGUCUUUGCCUAUUCCUUCAAGCAACACCCGUUCCUCUUCACCACCUCUGAGCACGACCCCCUUCCAGUCCAUUGCUACAAGAGCGUGAGGACUCAUGAUGCCGAACACCCAUAUGCUGAGUGCUUCUCUGUGGAGGACGGCAUGUUCCGUCAUGUUUGUACCCAGGAUGACCGAGACUCUCUGCAUGGAGUCAGAGGAAUCGAUGUUUCUGUUUCGGACGGCUAUGCGAUCCCCGGUCUCUGGGAUGGCCACGGACAUCUGCUGCAGUAUGGCGAAUUUCUUCACUCCGUUGAUCUUUUCGGCUCAAAGUCGCUUGAUGACGUGAGAGAUCGCAUCAAGAAAUACCUUGCCGCGAAUCCGGGUGCUGGCACUAAAGACCGGUGGCUUCGUGGUGUUGGCUGGGAUCAAUCUGCCUUUGGACGCAUGCCUACGGCUGAUGACAUUGAAGAAGAUGACGAACUCAGGGGUAUCUUCAUGAUGCUGGAUAGGAUUGAUGUUCACUGCUCUUGGGUCUCGCAGGCAGUAUUGGAGCUCCUCCCUUAUGAAAUUCCCGAUGUUCCUGGAGGGGAUGUCAUUCGUGAUCCCGGUCCAGGAGUCUUCUGCGACAACGCUAUAGAUAUGAUUAUGGAUCUGUGGCCGAAGCCCGGGGAGGAGGACAAAGCCCGAGCUGUUAAGUCAGCCAUGAAGGAGCUCAACAAGGUCGGUCUGGUAGGACUGCACGAUGCCGGUGUGACGGCUGAAAACGCUCGGCUUUAUUCAGAGCUGGCAACUUCUCCAGACUGGACUGUCCGGGUUUACAGCAUGCUUGAGUGUGCGAAGAGAAACACGUUUUGCCCUGAAGACGCGCCUCGGAUCGCUCAUCAGAAUGGCAUGUUCGGAUUACGAAGCGUCAAACUGUUCGCUGAUGGAGCAUUGGGUAGCUGGGGAAGUGCCAUGCUCGAGCCUUACAGUGACCAUCCUUGGACCUCAGGCUCCCUUCUCAUCAAUGCGUCAGCCCUCACAAGUGUGACAAAGUCUUGGGCCAGAGAAGGAUUCCAAGUCAACAUCCACGCUAUAGGAGACUUGGCCAACCGCAACGCCAUCGACGCCUUUGAAGCGGCCCUGAAGCAGGAAUGCGGGCAAGAAGCCCUCUCCGAGUGCCAAUCCCGGCACAGGUUCCGCAUCGAGCACUCGCAGAUCAUCCACCCCAUAGACCAGAAACGCAUGCAUGCCCUCGGCAUCAUCCCUUCCAUCCAGCCCACGCACGCCACCUCCGACAUGAAGUACGCCGAGGAAAGAAUCGGUCCAAAGAGAACCGAGGAGGAAGCCUACCGCAUGAAGUCUCUGCUCGACAUCAAGCCUAUCCUGGGCAGCGACUUCCCCGUGGAGCCGCCAAACCCGUUCCAGGGAAUUUACGCUGCCGUCACGAGGAAGAGCCCGCAUACUGGACUUGGGCCUGACCCGGAAGCCCCCUCUGAAGGGUGGCACGCACAAGAGGCUCUCAGUUUGGAUGAGGCCUUGAUGGGCUUUACGCGGAACGUGGCGUAUGGAGCCUUUCUCGAGCAGUACGCAGGCGUUAUCAGACGCGGUGCGUUUGCGGAUUGGGUCGUGCUUGAUGCGCCGCUAGAGGACAUGGACAUUGAGAAGCUUCGAACUCUCAAGGUCAGGGAGACUUGGGUGGGCGGUAGGAGGGUGUACUCGCGGGACGAGGAGCAAUGA
Trichoderma citrinoviride is the source of this 1755-nucleotide messenger RNA. RefSeq lists its product as hypothetical. NCBI's taxonomy places the organism in Eukaryota, Fungi, Ascomycota, Sordariomycetes, Hypocreales, Hypocreaceae. The record is from RefSeq and is a predicted model, not a curated record. The transcript has 3 exons. The coding region runs from base 1 to 1755 and encodes 584 amino acids. Gene Ontology annotation, molecular function: hydrolase activity, acting on carbon-nitrogen (but not peptide) bonds.